AUGGCCAGGCUUACCCAAAACCACACCACCUCUUCUUCUUCAUCUUCAAAACUGAAAUGGGUGAUUCUGACAUGUUGCGCGGCUCUACUUGGAGUGGCUCUGAUUCUAGAUUUCUUCUGGGCUUCGUCUUCUUAUUCUUCAUCUGCGUAUUCCAUUAUUGGGUCUAACUUGGCGCUUCACAAAACUGCGACCCUAGUCGUACCAAAUGUUACAGCCAACAAUGCUGGCCAGAAAAAAGUUGUGGGAGACAAAAGGGAAUAUGCUAAUGAGAGAUUAUUAUCUGGGACAUUUGCUGAUAUAGCUGCACCGGAGCUACCAUGGGAGGAGAUGCCACCAGCACCAGUGCCGCGUCUCGAUGGAGCUGCAAUACAGAUUAAGAAUCUAUUUUACGUGUUUGCAGGAUAUGGCACUCUUGACUAUGUGCAUUCUCAUGUUGAUAUAUUCAAUUUCUCUGACAAUACAUGGGGAGGAAGGUUUGAUAUGCCAAAAGAGAUGGGACAUUCACAUUUAGGAGUCACCUCUGAUGGGAGAUACAUAUAUGUCAUAUCAGGACAAUAUGGCCCCCAAUGCAGAGGGCCUACAGCUCAUUCAUUUGUGCUGGAUACCGAGACAAAGAAAUGGAGUAGUAUACCCCCAUUACCUUCUCCUAGGUACGCUCCAGCAACUCAAUUAUGGAGAGGCAGGCUCCAUGUGAUGGGUGGUAGCAAAGAAAACCGGCAUACACCUGGUGUGGAGCACUGGAGUAUUGCUGUCAAGGAUGGUAAAGCAUUGGAGGAAAAAUGGAGGAAAGAAGUACCUAUUCCACGUGGGGGGCCACAUAGGGCUACUGUUGUGAUCAAUGAUCGCCUCUUUGUCAUUGGUGGUCAAGAAGGUGAUUUUAUGGCCAAACCUGGUUCACCAAUUUUCAAGUGCUCGCGCAGGCAUGAGGUGGUCUAUGCUGAUGUUUAUAUGCUUGAUGAUGAAAUGAAAUGGAAAGUGUUACCUCCUAUGCCGAAACCAAACUCUCAUGUAGAGUGUGCUUGGGUAAUUCUCAACGAUUCAAUAAUCAUCACUGGCGGUACAACAGAAAAGAACCCAAUCACCAAAAGGAUGAUCCUCGUUGGGGAGGUCUUCCAGUUUCACUUGGACUCGAUGACAUGGUCAGUGAUCGGGAGGCUUCCAUACCGAGUAAAAACCACAUUAACUGCUUUUUGGAAUGGUUACUUGUAUUUUACAUCUGGGCAGCGAGACAGAGGACCAGAUAAUCCACAGCCAAGAAAGGUUGUUAAAGACAUGUUUAGAACCAAAUUGAGCUUGUAGCCUAAUUGCCCUCAUCAACCGAUUUUAACAGCAUAUGAUGUUCACCUUCUUAUUUAAGAAGGGU
Messenger RNA from Fragaria vesca subsp. vesca, 1363 nucleotides. Its product is annotated as kelch repeat-containing protein At3g27220-like. Lineage: Eukaryota; Viridiplantae; Streptophyta; Magnoliopsida; Rosales; Rosaceae. The record is from RefSeq and is a predicted model, not a curated record. Gene Ontology annotation, molecular function: protein binding. The transcript has 7 exons. Bases 1 to 1299 code for a protein of 432 amino acids.